Molecule: messenger RNA, 754 nt
Organism: Poecilia latipinna (sailfin molly)
Lineage: Eukaryota; Metazoa; Chordata; Actinopteri; Cyprinodontiformes; Poeciliidae
Exons: 5
Coding region: 1-681 (226 amino acids)
Biological process (GO): response to bacterium
Source: RefSeq, a predicted model, not a curated record
AUGAUUCAGUUGUUGGUCGUACUGCUUCUUCUUCAUCAAGGAUAUACCUUGGUACCAGUGACCACAGUUCCUCUAGGUGACCCAGCAACUUUUACAUGUUCGCUUCCUGCUGAAAAGAUGAGCAAUAAUGAGCUUCACUGGUACAAACAGAAUGCAGGCCAGACGCUGGGAUUAAUUGUAAAGCUGCGAAAACAUGCAGGACCUGCUUACGGGCCAGAUUUUUCUUCCUCAAGAGUGCAUGCAUCAAGAAAUGAAGACAUCAGCAGUCUGACAAUUCUAAGCACAGUUCAAGAAGAUGAAGGAAUGUAUCACUGCGCGAUUAUUGACUGGACCGAGAAUUACUGGCAUGGGACCUAUUUGCUAUUAACAGAGCAAACAAAAGACCCAAAAAAUAAUGCGCUGGUGAUAACAAUGACAUGUUUUGUCAUUUCGGUCAUUGUAAAUGUUAUUUUGAUCUGCUACCGAACCCCAAAGGCAGCAUGCAAACAAGUUAAAGGGACAGGAAGCACCUCUUUACCAGCCACACAUGAUAACAUGACUGAAUCAGGAGAAUACACUGACAAUGAUAACGAGAAUCUGGACUAUGCUGCUUUGCAAUUCUCUGGAAGAAAAAGCACAAGAGGGAUGAAGAAGAAACAGCUGAAAACUGAGGAAGAUGUUUAUGCUCAAGUUAAAGUAUGAAUAGGAAAGUCUGUGAGGGAACUAAUAAAACCACUGUCAGAAAGUGUAAAAAAAAAAAAGGUGUAAUUUUCAU